AUGUCUGCAUCGAUUACACCUAAAUCACUCCCUCCCGGCUCUUCCUCCUCCUCAUCCUUCUCAUCCUCCCCAUCCUCCCCAUCCUCUGCCCGCCCGUCCCCAUCUGUCGCCAUCUGCCUCGUGGGCUCCCCACGCGACUUCCACAUAACGGGUCCCUCUAUAAAGCGGCACCUGCUCUCCGCGUAUCCCGCUGCGUCCACCCACGUCAUCCUCAACAGCCCCUUCGACCACACCUCCGCACGCCUCCUCGCCCUCGCGCUCGCUUCCCCUGCUCCGCCACCGCUCUCCACCCCACGGACAUUGCUUUCCACCCCACCACCACCGCUCUCCGCCGCUCCAACGCCUCCGAAUGCCUCUCGUGGUGCAACUUCCGUGGAAGCUUCCUCCCCGUCUCCAGGAGCCGCUUUCCCCCUGGAUCCCGCCUUCUCCCGCGUCUCCCUGCUGCGCAUCUCCCCCCACGUCCCCCUCCCCGUGUCCCCCCAGGCCUCGCGCGUGCUCAAUGCGGAGGGGUCCCCCAGUGGCGCGCAGGGCUUGCUGCAGUACUUCCAUCUGGUCGAGGGCUGUGCGUCGCUCAUUGCUCUGCUGGAACUCUCCUCCUCCUCCUCCUCCUCCUCCUCCUCCUCCUCCUCCUCCUCCUCCUCCUCCUCCUCCUCCUCCUCCUCCUCCUCCUCUUCCUCCUCCUCCUCCGCCUCCCCUCCUUCCCCUCAUCCUCUCCACAUCGACUACAUCAUCCGCUCUCGUCUUGACUCCUUCUGGACCGCCCCUGCCCCUCCUCUCUCCUCUCUCCACCUCCCUCUCACCACACUCAUAACUCCUCCUGCUUACUCCGCUGCGAACGUCACUGCUACUGGAGCUGUUGCUGCUGCUGCUUCUGCUGCUGUUUCUGCUGUUUCUGCUGUUCCUGCUGUCUCUGCUGUCUCACCUGCAAAAUCCGCGCCAGCAGCAGCAGCAGCAGAAUCUUCAGCAGCGGUGGUGGCAGUACCGAUGGGGUCGGAGUGGGGGGGAUUGAACGAUCGGUUUGCCAUGGGGCGGAGGAGGGGUGCGUGGGAGGGGCUCAUGCGCCUAACAGCCGUGGCCGCCCUGGAUGCGCGGGGGAUCAGGGGAGUGAUAUCGGAGCUGGCGUGGCAGGAGCAGCUGAGCAUGAGUGGCACGAGGCCAUACGUCUUCUCCCUGGCCUCCCCAAUCCCCAUGAAUGGUGCGUACUGCCGCCCCUGCACGCACCCCUGCGCCCCCGCCUCCUCCCCUGCUGCUGCUGCAGCCUUCAGCACCCUCCCCUCGCCGCCCUCUCUUCACCACGGCUCUGCGUUUCCUUUGUUUCGAAUGGGAAUGGAGCUCUGCCCGGCUGUUGAUACCCUCGGGGACGAUGGGGACGGGGAGGGGGAUUGGGAGGGGAAGGAACAGAGUGAGAAGGAAAAGAGUGAGAAGGAGGAACGGAGCGAAGAGGAGGAGGGGUGGCAGGAUGGGGUGGCGCGUGUGGCAGGGCGGGCAGCAGUGGAGGAGAGCGAGAGGGUGGAGCAGCAGGUCAGGAACUACACUGCAUGCGUUGCUCUCUUCCAAGCCAUGCAAGCACAGCCCCAUGUACUGGCGUGGAUAGCACCUCCCCCAGAUGUCAUCUGCACGAGGGCACACCUGGGGCCGUCUGUGCCGCUUGCAUCGUCCCCGGGUCUGGCGCCGUUCCCUGUCUUCCUCAGUCGGCUCUCCUAUUCCAGCACCGUGGUGAUUCUCACAGCAGACCCCUCGCUCACAGACCUGCUCUCCAUGCAGCUGCGCCUGCUGCUGCCGGGCGUACUUCCGCGCUGCAUGGACUGGCACGGCCGCAUGCUGCUGCCCUUUGGGGGCCUUGGGGGCGAGGCCGAGGCCGAGGGGGAGGGCGAGGGGAAUGGGGAGGGGGAGGGGGAGAAUGAUGGAGUUAUAUCCCCAGGGGCCGGCGGUGGUGACAGUGCUGGUGAUGGUGGAAGUGAUGGUGGGGGUGAUGGUGGGGGCGAUGGUGGGGGUGAUGGUGGUGAGGAGGAAGAUGAGCAGGCUGUUGUGAGCGCCAGUCGGCGCAUGGCACAGCACAUCACCGCUCAUGGACCUCUAGAUGUCCUCGUGGUAACCUCUCCUUCCUUCUCGUCCCUCUCCCUGCUUCUCUUUCUUCGGAGAUGA
Messenger RNA from Closterium sp. Naga37s-1, 2145 nucleotides. Lineage: Eukaryota; Viridiplantae; Streptophyta; Zygnematophyceae; Desmidiales; Closteriaceae. The record is from the annotation of a GenBank genome assembly.